Molecule: messenger RNA, 2489 nt
Organism: Cucurbita moschata (crookneck pumpkin)
Lineage: Eukaryota; Viridiplantae; Streptophyta; Magnoliopsida; Cucurbitales; Cucurbitaceae
Product: probable serine/threonine-protein kinase At1g54610
Exons: 9
Coding region: 488-2230 (580 amino acids)
Biological process (GO): protein phosphorylation; positive regulation of transcription elongation by RNA polymerase II
Cellular component (GO): cyclin-dependent protein kinase holoenzyme complex; nucleus
Molecular function (GO): RNA polymerase II CTD heptapeptide repeat kinase activity; ATP binding; cyclin-dependent protein serine/threonine kinase activity
Source: RefSeq, a predicted model, not a curated record
ACUCCAAAAAGGAGAAAAGAAAGAAGGAAAGUAAACCCAUCAUUUUAGGGAUUAAGGAUCUAAACUUCUCUCUGCUCAAUUUACAGUAGAGAGAGAGAGAGACAGAGAGAUUCCAGAUUUGGAUUUGAGGCUGACUUUCUGAGGCGCCGGAACAGAUCUUCGCUAUUCCUAUUGGCUCCUUCCACUUUCUCGCAGACAGACACCCCAACAGAGCCCACAACAACCACCACACUCCACCGCAAACAAUCCGCAAUUAUGUAUCACUCCAAUUCACUCCCAACUUUUCCCUCUUUCUCCUCUCCUUUUCCACUCUGAUUCACUCUCAUGCCUGCUUUUUCCCUCCACAUCACUCCCCUUUCCCAAUUUCUCCCUCCAAUCCAUCGUUUUCUUCAUGGGAUUUUCUUGCUUCUUACUUCUUGUGAGAAAAUCCCUGUCUGAAGUGCUUCUGCUGGUUGCUAUGGUGGGAGAUGAUUCUUAGAAUUGAGAAAUGGGGUGUUUGGUUAGCCGACAGGCGUCUUCUAGAAGUGUAGAACCCCCUGUAGAUAACGGGAAGAGGAAUCAAAUUACUGAGCCUGGUGUCCAAGUCGAGCAUGUACAGGAAAAAGAACUAGAGCAUGUUAAUGCUAAUGUAGAGGAGCAUGCAAAUGUGAGCAAGGAGGAGGAGCAGAAGGCUGAUGGUGGUCAGGAUCGGCCACGAGCAGAGCGGCGGAGGUCGAGGAAGGUUUCAAGGCCUGUUAACCUGCCAAACCAUUCCCAGGGAGAGCAAGUUGCUGCUGGAUGGCCAUCUUGGCUCACAGCAGUUUGUGGGGAGGCUCUCAAUGGUUGGAUUCCAAGGAAGGCUGAUACGUUUGAAAAGAUUGAUAAGAUUGGACAAGGAACGUAUAGCAAUGUGUAUAAGGCUAAAGAUAUACUUACAGGUAAAAUUGUUGCACUGAAGAAGGUUCGAUUUGACAAUCUGGAACCGGAAAGUGUGAAAUUUAUGGCUAGAGAGAUUCUAAUCCUUCGGAGAUUAAAUCAUAAUAACGUUGUGAAAUUGGAGGGGUUGGUCACAUCGCGGAUGUCUUGUAGUUUAUACUUGGUGUUUGAGUACAUGGAACAUGAUUUAGCUGGUCUUGCUGCAAAUCCAUCAAUCAAGUUUACGGAAUCUCAGGUUAAAUGUUUCAUGCAACAACUGCUAUCUGGACUGGAACACUGUCACAAUCGUCAUGUGCUUCACCGUGAUAUUAAAGGAUCUAAUCUUCUCAUUGAUAGUGGGGGAGUGCUUAAGAUUGCUGAUUUUGGAUUGGCUUCUUUCUUUGAUCCUAAUCACAAGCACCCAAUGACUAGUCGAGUUGUUACCUUAUGGUAUCGACCUCCUGAACUUCUUCUUGGAGCAACUGAUUAUGGAGUAGGUGUAGACCUCUGGAGUGCUGGGUGUAUACUGGCUGAGUUAUUAGCUGGGAGACCUAUUAUGCCUGGCCGUACAGAGGUGGAGCAACUACACAAGAUAUACAAGCUUUGUGGCUCCCCUUCAGAUGAAUAUUGGAAAAGAGCAAAGCUUCCAAAUGCAACAUUAUUUAAGCCCAGAGAACCUUAUAAAAGAUGUAUAAAGGAGACAUUUAAAGAUUUCCCGCUAUCUUCCCUGCCCCUUAUAGAAACGCUUCUUGCAAUUGAUCCAGUUGAACGAAAGACAGCAACAGAUGCAUUAAAUAGCGAGUUCUUCAUGACAGAGCCUUUAGCUUGCAAACCCUCCAGCCUCCCGAAAUAUCCUCCCAGUAAGGAGAUGGAUGCUAGAAGACGGGAUGAUGAAGCCCGGAGACUAAGAGCAGCUAACAAAGCCCAGGGAGAUGGAGUGAAGAAAACACGCACACGUGUUAGGGCGAUUCCAGCUCCUGAAGCCAAUGCAGAAAUACAAACAAAUAUCGAUAGAAGGCGCUUAAUUACACAUGCAAAUGCAAAGAGCAAAAGCGAAAAGUUCCCCCCACCGCACCAGGACGGAGCGCUUGGCUUUACGCUAGGAUAUUCACGGCAUAUGGAUCCAUCCGGUGUUCCUCCCGACAUACCAUUCAGCUCGACGCUGUUCACUUACUCUAAGGAGCCAGUCCAAGUCUGGUCUGGUCCACUGGUCCCUGGUGCUGGCACUGAUGCUCCACCUAGGCAGAAGAAGCAUGUGGGAGGAGUGACAUCAAAUUCUUCCCACUGUUCAUCCAAAAACAUUGACAAUCAAUCAGCCGGGCCUGCUCUAAGCUGAAAAGAUCAUGAAUUUUAAGGUCCGAGAGUUCGAGUAGCAUCGAUUUUUCGGUAUUCAUAGUUGCUUUGAUCUAAUUUUUUCCCCCUUGAGGAAGGGUACGGAAAUUUUAUAGAUAAAUUUGCUUUUAAGUGAUGAGAAAUUUAACAAAGUUAUGUAUAUGUUGAUGAUUUGUUGUGUCCCAAAUUUUCCUUAUUGAAGUUACCGUGACAUUCUACAGAAAUAGUGACCUCACAGUUCAAAACAUUCAUUAUUAUCGUUU